GCCUCGUAGCGCCGCUGCAGCCGGGUCCCGCGGACAGAAAGCGGCGAGCCGGCUGAUAAAGGUAAAGCCCCUUUCUGCCUCUCAUUUUAUUCCUUCUCCCUUUACCUGAAGAGGGGGGUGGGGGGGGGGGGGACCGCUCGAAAAGGAAUACCAAACCCAGGAAGGAGUUGACAUGCCCUUUGCCGCUUGGUGCAGUCAGUGCGCUGAUCGCUGUCAGACGCGGACGAGGUAAAGGACCCGGAAUGGUGCAUUUAAAUAGUUCUUUUUAACGCGGAGGAAGCCUGUCCCGGCUUUCAAUCUGUUUUGGGAUUAUUUCCCGUGGGGUAAUAACGACAGUACAUGCCCGAUCGCGGAGCCGGAGCGACGUGGGGAAUGCAGAAGAGCGGGUGUUUGGCUGCAGGUGGAUGGCCAACCUGACGGUCCCAUCCGCGGCGUCGCUCCCGCUCAUCCAGAGCUGUUUAGACAAACUGAAAACAGAGAAAACCAGAUCAAGACACGCACACGAAACCCGAGCCAUGCUUCCAGGGGUCGGCGUGUUCGGCACCAGCCUGACCACCAGGGUGAUCAUCCCGCUGCUGAAGAACGAGGGCUUCGCCGUCAAAGCGCUGUGGGGCCGCACGCAGGAGGAGGCGGAGGAGCUGGCCAAGGAGAUGAACGUUCCGUUUUACACCAACCGGAUCGACGACGUGCUGCUGCAUCAGGAUGUGGAUCUGGUCUGCAUCAACCUGCCGCCGCCUCUGACGCGGCAGAUCGCAGUCAAAACGCUGGGUAUUGGAAAGAACGUCAUCUGCGACCGGACUGCAACGCCUCUGGAUGCCUUCCGAAUGAUGUCGGCGGCCCAGUACUACCCCAAGUUGCUGAGCAUUAUGGGGAAUGUGUUACGUUUCUUGCCUGCCUUUGUGCGAAUGAAGGAGCUGGUAGAGGAGGGCUACAUUGGUGAGCUUCUGGUCUGUGAGGCCCAGGUCCACAGCGGUAGUCUGUUGGGGAAAAAAUACAACUGGAGCUGCGAUGACCUGAUGGGAGGCGGGGGUCUGCAUUCGGUGGGCAGCUACAUCAUCGACCUGCUCACGUUUCUGACCGGUCAGCGUGCACUAAAGGUGCACGGCUUCCUCAAGACCUUUGUCAAACAAACGGAUCACAUUCGGGGCAUCCGUCAGAUCACCAGCGAUGACUUCUGCACGUUCCAGAUGGCACUGGAGGGGGGCGCCUGCUGCACCGUCACGCUCAACUUCAACGUUCCCGGGGAGUUUCGGCAGGAGGUGAUCGUCGUGGGGACCGUCGGGAGGUUGACGGUCACAGGGACCGACCUGUACGGACAGAAGAACAACGGGAGUGGAGGAAGCAGCGGCGGAGGACCUGAACUCCUGCUCAAAGACACCACACCUCUUGAGAAGAGCUCUUUACCGGAGAAGGCUUUCAGUGACAUUCCAUCCCCGUAUCUCACAGGAACCAUCCGCAUGAUCCAGGCUGUGCGGCAGGCCUUUCAGGACCAGGACGACAGGCGGACGUGGGACGGGAGGCCUCUGACAAUGGCCGCUACCUUUGAGGACUGUCUCUAUGCUCUUUGCGUGGUGGAUACCAUCAAGAAAUCUAACCAGAGCGGAGAGUGGCAGAACAUUGAGGUGAUGACUGAGGAACCUGAGAUCAGCCCGGCCUAUUUGAUCAGCGAGGCCAUGCGGCGGAGUAGGAUGUCACUCUACUGUUAGCAUCAGCUGAUGUGCUGACCCCUUAAAAAAUGGCUUUACUGGAGGCGGCACCGGAAAAGGCCUGGGUGUUGUUGAAAUGUUAUUCACACAGCUUCCGGGUUCAGCUCUUUAAUUCAACACCUGUUUAUUUAAAUACUGUCAAAAUUAUGUUGCUACUGUUACAGAAAGAGAGGCUACGCCACUAUGACACAGAGAGUUAUAGUUUCCUGAAACCCUGCCUCAGGAGUAGGGAAAAAGCAAUGUGACCAAUAAUCAAACCUUUAUUUAUAAGGAAACCUUUUUCUGUUUUUAUCCUUUUGACACAAGACUUGAGUCCUUCUUGGGAGACGCACUUGUAACUCAAACCGAUUCAUACAACAGAAAGAUAUAGUUCUACAGCGGAGGCAGAUCAGGGAAUAAAAACUAAUGCUACUGUGUUCGGCUCGACCAUAAGGGUAUCGCGCCUCUCAUCUCUGCUUCUGCUUCUCUGCUAUUUGACUGGGUCUGGAAGACAACACCUCACACUGUGGGUCCAAACGAGGACAGCCAAGGAAGAACGAUAGUCCUCUGGGUUGAAACGGUGCCGCUGUAUUGUUGCUGUAGUCCGAAGCACUCGCUAGUUUUACCAAGUGAAUGUUAAAAACAAAUCAGUAUGCUUGAUAGCUUCAGUCUCUGUCUGCUCUGUAUGCUUCCUCUAUGUGUGUGAGAAACAAAGAGAGAAAAGAAAUCAAUAGUUUGGCUGGUGGGUUUUUUAGAAGGGUUUACCUUCUGGUUUAUGUAUGCAAUAUAUCCAGGCUGUAGUCCGCAGCAGGAACACUUUAAUCUUCCAGCUUGGAGUUAAGGGUUAAAAUACACUAUGGUAUGCCUUUAUGCAAAUACAGUAACCUGUGUAUCCGUUUGCGAGUUCUGUAUAAGUGGCCAGUGCAGUGAUACUUUGUAGUGUCCGUUUCAAAGUGGGCCGAUUGCGUGGCCCCCCCGAAGCCCUGCUUGCAGCUAUCUCAAAAACUACUAACCCGAUCACCUUCACACUCGACACUGCCCUUCCGUGGAUCCUCAGCAAUACACCUGCCAAGUGUUAGGUUGAUUGGAUGAAUGUUUUUUUAGAUAAAUGGGCAGUCAUAUAGGGCUGGGCAAUACGGAGAAAAUCAAAUAUCACGAUAUCUUUGACCAAAUACCUUGAAAUCGAUACCGCAACGGUAUUGUAGUGUUGACUAUUGGUGCUUUUAACAAAAUAUUUACACAAUGAGAUUUUAUAAAUAAUCAUCAGUAAUGUGGAUAUAAUGACUCAGUUGGGUAAAGGCAAAUAAUAGAACCGUUACAACAGUCUGGUAAGUCCAGAAAAGGACAUCACUUUACUGUAAUGCAGCCUUUAAAACCAGGAAAAGACAACACUUAUGCCAUAUUACAACAUUACAAUAUCCAAAAAUGAAGAUAUUGAUAUGACAUUGAUAUAUUGCCCAGCUCUACAGUCAUAUCUGCAUACAUACAAAGAUAGAGAUUCCUUCCUUUGUAGUUAGAUGGUGCUAAGACAGCGCCACCUAUUGGCCAAAUGGCACCAGGUUUGUCAUGGCCGUUCAGAUAUCAUAUCUACAAACAUCCACUAAAUGUGGUGGCAAUCGCACAAAGCAUCCAGGAGAUAUGACAUUUUCUUUUAAUGUAAGCCCUGCCCACUGCAUUUGAGUAAAUGUUGGGGACCUGUAUGGAAUAUCACAAAUCCGACAAAGUAACUUUUUGUCUGGCUUGGUUUCAGAGAGGUUCAUUUGGUGACGAUUGCUAAAACUUUGUAGAAGGAGUAGAGAAAAAAAACAGAUGGCGGAAAAUCCUACAGAAUCCAGGGAAGGAAUAAUUUUGCUCCUGAGACUUCAGUUCAUAUUUUACUGGCCAAAACUUAAAGUUUGUUGUUAUAGCAUUUCCAAGUUGCACCACAUUAGACACUGCCCUCCAUUGGGUCCCCGGCAUUACCCGAGCCGAGUGUGUAUUAGACCGGAUGAACAGUCCUCGAGAUAUUCAAACAACACACUCACACAGAUUCAUCGCUUUACAGUUAGAUGCUGUUUCCAUUGUCGUGAAACAUGGCCAUGGAAUAGAUGGAAUUCUGUGUGGUGUGCUUAUGUCUGUACUGAGCCUUAACUGUGGAUACUAAUACAGUCUUGCACUAAGUUGCGAGUAAAUACCGAGCAACGUGGCUUUUUUUAAUUUUUUAAAUAAUUGAAUGAAAUGCAACGGGUUACACUUGCAUCGAGCUACCGCCAUUUAGCAUUUAGCAUGCUUUAUAAAGCUUCUUUAACGUGCACAGUGAAAUGCAGGUUUGUCAGUAUACAUCACAUGCCAGUUCAAUUUGGACCCACGGCCACAGUAAGACUGGAAACAUGCAGCUAACUGGGUAGCACAGUGGGGUUGAUAGUGGAGUAGAGGUGUUAAAUGUGAAGGCUGCUGUCAAGGUUUUUUUUUUUGGAAAUGUAAAUCUUUAAAGCUUCACCAAUCAAUAUUUGUUUUCAUUGGCAAUAGGUCGGAUGGCUAUGUGAUGAUGUGGGUUUAAUGUGUAAAGUGUCCCUAGUAGGAAUCAGCCUACAGAUUGUUAUCACCUGACAGUUCCCCACUCUACGUUGUGUUCUAGCCUAUUUCAGAUCAUUGUUUAGGUUCACUCUCAGUGCUCUAUAUAACCCUGUUUCCCGCCAUGGCAGAAAGUUGUAAUUCAUUUUUUUAGAUCAUUUUUUGGGCAUUUUCAGGCAUUUAUUUUGACAGGACAGCUGAAGACAUGAAAGGGGAGAGAGAGGGGAAUGACAUGCAGCAAAAGGCCGCAGGUCGGAGUCCAACCCGCGGCCGCUGCAUCCGAGGAGUAAACCUCUACAUGUCUACCAGUUGAGCUAACCCGCCACAGGCAGCUUUUUUAAACAAAAAAUGUCUGAUACACCCACGGGUGCUACUUUACAGCACCAUAGACUGACAAAAUUUAGCAGGAAAAACAGAGCUAAAAAAAGAAUGAAUGUUGGACUUACAACACAUUACUAACAUGUUAAAAACAGCUCACAAAUAUAUAAUGUCAUCUUUUUUUGUAAAGACUUAUUUCCCAAAACAAUUAAGUACUUUCAUUUUUUUGCUCAUGUUCCCCAUCAGGGGUGAAUAAAGCACAUGCUGGGGGGGGGCUAGUCCUUCCAGAAAAAGUUUUUUUUGUGAUUGUUGCAAGCAAAAAUCCUUGAUUAUGCGGCACGUUUUCUUAAAAAAUGCAAUGGAAUAUGCAGGAUAUUUAUGCAGUUUUAUGCAAUGAAAUUGCGGGAACCUGCAAAAAUUAUGGUUUG
Molecule: messenger RNA, 4984 nt
Organism: Etheostoma spectabile (orangethroat darter)
Lineage: Eukaryota; Metazoa; Chordata; Actinopteri; Perciformes; Percidae
Gene: gfod1
Product: glucose-fructose oxidoreductase domain containing 1
Exons: 3
Coding region: 405-1706 (433 amino acids)
Molecular function (GO): nucleotide binding
Source: RefSeq, a predicted model, not a curated record